Cimex lectularius (bed bug) is the source of this 1209-nucleotide messenger RNA. Its product is annotated as WD repeat-containing protein 54-like. Lineage: Eukaryota; Metazoa; Arthropoda; Insecta; Hemiptera; Cimicidae. Gene Ontology annotation, molecular function: protein binding. The transcript is spliced from 4 exons. Bases 118 to 1095 code for a protein of 325 amino acids. The record is from RefSeq and is a predicted model, not a curated record.
UAUUAAGAAACUGCCAUUAACUAUGCUUUGUUUGAUAUGACAAGUAACUAUGGAGACUGUGCUUCUAAACAAAACCUGCUCGAGUGUCGUUUUUAGUUGCUUCUUCUGUAUUAAGAAAUGUACGAGAAAGACAAGACGCUUCUGCUUGUGGCAACUGCUUCAGCCCUGCCGAACAAUUUGAGCUGUAAACUCCUGGACCCUUCGAGAUCUUCAGAAGCGAUAGGCGUAAUACAUAGCGGAUAUAUUAACAUAAUUCCAACAAGGUCGCAAGACAUUAACUCGCAGUACAUAUCUUGUACUGACAGUGCUGAUAGGUAUUCCGCAACUGUAACCCAGGUUAUGUGGUGUUACCUUAAUUAUGAAGCAUGUCUUGUUGUCGCUUCAACUGUAGGCCUUCAAAUAUUUGACUCAAGUACUCUUGCUUUGAGAUUUUCUCAUGCUUGCAAUGAUUCUCCAGAGGAUAGAGAACAUUUUGCCAGGGGCCUAGCUAAUCCUCCGGGAGACUACGUUUGUGUCGGUAAUAAUAGCGGUGUUCUCAGGAUGUUUGGGAUUGCCGACGAUGGAAACUUGAUAUUCAUAGACAGAAAGCAGAUGCACAAUUCGCCGAUAGCGGACUUGGCCUGUUGUAAGGAACUUCUGGCUUCUUGCGAUGAUGCCGGAUCAAUUGUGCUCUCUUCAAUAACGCCGGAAGAAAUGAUCCAAUGGGCGAACAUCGCCAGCUAUGGCUCGGCAUGCACGAGUAUACAGAUAUGGAGGAACAUUCUUAUUACAGGAUACGGCUCCGGCCAUAUAAGGCUCUUUUCGAUAAACGAGAACAGGAGGGAGGUCACACUCUCCGCUGAAGUCUGCGCUCAUGCUAAGUGGAUAACGGCAAUAGACGUCGCUCCAGAAUCUGGCUUUGUCCUCUCUGUAUCUGAAGAUUCCUUUGCUAAAAUCUGGCAAAUUGUCAAACAAGAUAAUAUUUCGGUUGUGCAUAAAUUCUCUUCUCAGGUAAAAGAUUGCAUGCUAGUUGGAGGUAAAUUUCUGACCUUAUCGGGCUCUAUAUUUGCAGUUUCUAUUUAUGACAGUAAUCUUGUUCAAUGCUUCAAAAUGUAAAAGAUUUCACAGUUAAAUAAAGUUUGGAAUUUUACUUUUAAGCAUUUGUUUAAAAUUGGUCGCUACUGAUCAGUCUUAGUCUGCCUAUAUUCACUGGUUUGUUCUAUUGGUUUU